Molecule: messenger RNA, 2787 nt
Organism: Closterium sp. NIES-65
Lineage: Eukaryota; Viridiplantae; Streptophyta; Zygnematophyceae; Desmidiales; Closteriaceae
Source: the annotation of a GenBank genome assembly
AUGCGAAGCGAUCGCUCUACCAUACCCCUCUUCUUCAAAAUUCGGCGGUUGUCCACAAUGGAGGUGAGGGAGGCGUUCGAGAUCCAGCAGACAGCGAGUUACAUCGUGACACAUGGCUUCUCGCGCGUGUGCCUUCAGUUCCCCGACUCGCUCCUCCCGCACGCCGUCUCCGUCCACGACGCGUUAAGAGCUGAAUGCGCCGCGCUCCUUAGCAGCCAGCAUCAUGGUGCUUAUAUCGGGGACAGUGAGACCGAGCCGCUACCUGAGGCUCCACCUGGCACCACCCCCGAGGCUAAUGUCGUCGAUUCACGUCAAGAGAUUGCAUCCCAGAGAACGAGCGAUCUGCCCGAGAGCAAUCAACAUGAGAGAAAAGAGCAUGGGUCUGGGUUUCCGGGUUUUACGGAGGGUCAAGGAAGGAAGCAGUCGGAGGAGGCAGGUAUAGCUGGACUGGAAGCGCAUCCGCCGCCGCCGCAACUUGCGGCGAGCCAGUCGGCGGGACAUGCGGCGGAUCAUCCGCGUCGAGACGUGCCGCAUUUCUACGUUUUGGUUGACGCGGCAACCGCCACGUGCAGCAGCUGCUGCGUGGAUGAGGUGUCACCGUGCCACGUCAGCGCUGACUGUAUCGUCCACUACGGCCACGCGUGCAUGUCGCGCCGCCCGGCGAGGUUCCCCGUGCGGUACGUACUGCCACGUCAUCCCAUCGACGUGGCGGCGUGUGCUGCGGCAAUAAAAGCACACUUCAAGAGCAGCAGCGGCAGCAGCAGCCGCAAAAGCAGCAGCAGCAGCACCACCACCACCAAUAGCAACACCCCCGCAAGUACCGACGCCGAUUCUAGCGGAGAUUCCCCCCCGCGCGCGCCCCCCCGCGUGGUGCUGGUGCUGUUCGCGCUCGAGUUCGCGCACGCCGCGGACGACUUUGCGCUCGCUCUUGGGGAAAGCGGUGGAGCGGAAGCGGCGGAGGCAGAGGGGGAGGGGGAGGGGGAGGGGGAAGAAGUGCGGUAUGUGGUGGCGCAGGUGCGCGAGAGGGAGGUGGAACCGGAGGAAAGGGGGAAGAGUGGCGGUGCUGACACGUGUCGCGCCGUGAGUGGCGGGUGCUGUAGCGGCGGUGCCAGAGGGGAGACUGACAGAAGCGCGUGCUGUGGGGGAGCGACAGACAGGGGCACGUGUGGUGAAGAUAUUCCUUCCAAUGCUGCUGCUGCUGCUGCUGCUGCUGCUGCUGCUGCUGCUGCUGCUGCUGCUGCUGCUGAUGGUGGUACUGCAUCUUCAGUCGCUGCCACUAUCCAUUCUUCUGCCGCCCAGUGUGCCGCUCAGUGUGCCGCCCAGUGUGCCGCCCAGUGUGCCGCCCAGUGUGCCGCCCAGUGUGCCGCCCAGUGUGCCGCCCCUGGCACUCCUUUCGAACACGGCGGCCUGCGGUGGGUGCUGCCGCCCAGGUCAAGCAUGGCUGCAGAAGCUGGCAAAAGCAGCAACCCACACAGCAAAGAGGAUGCAACAACGGAAGCACCGGCAACAGUGGGGGUGACAGUGGUGGUGUGGGUGGGAAGCAGCGACGAAUGCCCGUCUCUCAUCACUCUCGCUCUAGAGCACAACCAGACACCCAUCCUCAGACUUGACCCCACCCAGCUACCUCCUGCUGCUGCUGCCGCUGCUGCUGAAGCGGCCACUGCUGAUACUAGCGCUGACAGCACCAGCACCACUGGCGAAACCCCUUCUCCUUCCCCAACCCCUACUCCCCCCAGCACCGCACCUCUCUUCCACCCGGUGGACCACUCCCGCCUGCUGCGCCGCCGCUACUUCCUCGUGGAAAAGACCAAAGACGCGUCUAUAAUCGGCAUCGUCGUCAUCUCCCAAUCCGCCGGCGCUGCUGCCGCCUCCACCCGCGCGACGGUCGCUGCGAUUCGAUCCGCGGCGGUGGCUGCAGGGAAGAAGGCGUACGUGAUUGCGAUCAGGCGGCGGAUCACGCCUGAGAAGCUUGCGAAUUUCCCCGAGUGUGACGUGCUGGUGCUGGUGGCGUGUGCGGAGGGGGUGCUGCUGGAUGGCAUGGGGCAGGGCAGCAGCGGGAGCGGUGGCAGCAGUGCGCUUUAUGCGCCGGUGGUGACGCCGUUUGAGGCGCUGAUGGCGCUGGAAGAGGGGCGGGAGUGGACGGGGGAGUAUCGGAUGCUGCUGCAUGGUGCUGGGGUGGGAGCUGGAGGAAGUGGAGCAGGGGUGAGGAAGGGAGAGGCAGGGUCAGGGGAAGAAAAUGGGGAAGAAGAUGGGGAUGGUGGGGAGGAUGUGGCUCCUCGAUUCUCCUUUGUGAAAGGAUCGCUGGUAUCCCAUGCCCCUCACAAGGUACCAUCGUCAGCAGCAACACCUUCAGCGCAAGCAGCAGCAGCUGAAUCAGAUCAAUCAGCAUUGGCCAUCCGGCAGGACAUGGCUCUGUCAGCUGUGCCUGUGUCGUCGGACUCCUUGGCCCUAGCUCGUGCGUCCGGCCAAUUGGGGUAUGCCACAUCAGCAGCGGUAGAGGCACGGUCUGGGUCGGAGUUCCUGGCGCUGCGGCGUGACUAUAAGGGGCUGGAGGUGCCCUGGUUCAUGGCUCCUGGUGGGACGCCGGGGGGGGCGUCUGGGGAAGGGGGAGGGGAUGCAAGAGGGACAGGGGAUGCGACAGGGGGAGGGGAUGAGGGAGGAAGGGAGGAUGGUGGAGGGGUGGGUGCUUUCAUGCCGAGAGUGGCUCCGGCUAUUGAUGCAGUGAGGGUGGUGGAGGGGAGGGAGGGCCGUGCUGCAGUGUAUGUGGAUGAACCGCAGAAGGGAUAG